Molecule: messenger RNA, 1905 nt
Organism: Lingula anatina
Lineage: Eukaryota; Metazoa; Brachiopoda; Lingulata; Lingulida; Lingulidae
Product: HMG box-containing protein 1
Biological process (GO): regulation of transcription by RNA polymerase II
Cellular component (GO): nucleus
Molecular function (GO): DNA-binding transcription factor activity, RNA polymerase II-specific; RNA polymerase II cis-regulatory region sequence-specific DNA binding; protein binding
Source: RefSeq, a predicted model, not a curated record
UAUCCCGAGGACAUAACAACCCAAGCUAUCAAUGAAGCCAUCUAUUGUCCAAUGAACAAGGCUUUAACUGGGGCGAUGGGAUAAUCAACCAAUGAAAAUCUUACCCUCACUUGUGCAUGGCAUUUCUAUUGACUGAAGAUGGCGUCAGUGGAGCCACAGAAAAGGCCCCACGUGAAAACUGAGCGGAUGCAGGAAUACUUAAGCAACAACUGUGAUGUGCCUAUAAGCCCCCAGCGACUCCUCAAGUGCCCCCAUGAUGGCUGUGAUAAAGUUCUUACUAGCUCCCCGGGGCUGAGGUAUCAUCUGAAAUCACAUUACCAGGACAGACCUUACAUGUGUGACAAGUGCAGGAAGACUUUUAAAAGCUCUAAUGGCCUUAAAUACCACAGAGAGAGAACAUCCUGUGUAGAGACGUCUUCAUUCCAGCCAGUGACUCUAAGCUGGGCAGACUCCAGUAUCUCAGCUAAUCUCUGUAGGAAUAUUACACCAACUUUAGAAUGUGAUGAAGGAUCAGAAAGUCUUCCAUUUGAUGAUGAUGAGGAUGAUGACAUGUUAGAAGUAGUGACCACAACACGGUCAGCAAAACAUACCCCACCGUCCCUCCGCCUGGACAGUUCGGACAGCUCGCCCAUAGAUGUGGUGUCCACUACAGAUGGGGAGGACAGUAAUGCCAAUCAUGUGACUGUCCAGCCUGUGUCCACUUCCAACUGGCUGGAACAGCUGGCCGAAAUAGCCACAGGACCAAAGAGUCCUUUAAUACAGAAACAGUCCACUGCUGAGAGAAGUCCCACCAAAAGCUUCCUGGAGUGUUCUCUCCAUUCAUAUGCUCGUCCGCCACGCACACGCUCUCCUUCCCCAGUGCGUGGGAACACAAGAAGUUUGUCUUCCUCUGCCUCAGAAAGUCAUUUCAAAUAUAACUGUGAUGAAAGUGAAUCUCGUGUGAGUUCGUCGUCGCCAUUUCCCUCGUCCCCACUAGAUGACAGUUACGGCAGCUCAGGCAGCUGGUCGCAUUCCUGGCCCUCUGCAGUGUGGCAGUGCUUUAUACAAGGAACAAGAAUACGUUUCACAACGGGUAACAAAACAGAAUGGCAGUUAGCGGAGGACCUGGCAAAUACUUCGUAUCUCACAGCUCAAGCUUCUCAAGACAAUCUUCCAAAAGACAGCAACUAUGCUCCCAAUGGGCUGACACUUCUCCACAUAGAAGAGUGCAAAGCCACAGAGCAGCGUCCAGUGCCAUUUCUUCGCCUCAGGUUCUCCUCGGACAUUCCCACGCAGUCAGAAAUCAUUGCUGAGUGUGCCUUGGAUCAUCCCUUCUUUGUCAGGGAGAAAGGUUGGUCCAGUUUCCACCCCAGUAUGACAGUGGAGCACUAUGGUAUCCCCUGCAGUGAGCUGGAGGUAGGAGAUAUCACACUGCCUCCCUCACACCCAGAGGCUACAUUUACUGUGGAUGUCUUUGAGAGCUUCAAAAGUUAUGACUUCACUCCUAUGGAUUCUUCUGCAGUGUUUACUCUUAGUACAAUGGCCAAGAAAAGUAAAGAAAGUGACAGCUGGAGUCCAAAGUCCAGUCCCACCACUUCCCCCAACCGGAAGCGCCUCUCCAAGCCAGAGUCUCCCAGCAAGGCAAAGAGGCCCAUGAACGCCUUCAUGCUGUUUGCCAAGAAAUACCGUGUAGAGUACACACAGAUGUAUCCUGGGAAGGAUAAUAGAGCCAUAAGCUGUCUUCUUGGAGAGAGAUGGAAAAAGCUGAAAAGUGAGGAAAGGAAGGCCUUCUCCUUGGAAGCCAAGAUGCUGGCAGACCAACACAAGAAGAUCCAUCCAGAUUGCUGGAAGAGAAAGAGAUCCACUUCUACUGGGAGUCUUGAAUGACACACUGAUCAAAAAGAGGGCACUUGAAGAAAAGAAAAC